Molecule: messenger RNA, 915 nt
Organism: Aureococcus anophagefferens
Lineage: Eukaryota; Pelagophyceae; Pelagomonadales; Pelagomonadaceae
Exons: 1
Biological process (GO): microtubule-based movement
Cellular component (GO): microtubule; kinesin complex
Molecular function (GO): microtubule binding; ATP binding; microtubule motor activity
Source: RefSeq, a predicted model, not a curated record
AUGUGCCCGUCGGCGGGCGGCGUCCGGGCCGCGAAGACGUUCAACUUCGACCUCUGCGCCCACGAGGGCAUGGGCCAGGACGACGUCUUCGGGAGCGUCGGCGCGCGCGAGCUGCUGGACAGCGCGCUGCGGGGGAUGAAGGCGACGAUGUUCGCGUACGGCGCGACGGGCUCCGGGAAGACGCACACGAUCAUCGGCCACGCGCGCGACGGCGCCGAGUUCCCCCAGGAGCCCCGGGGCGACGGGGGCACGGGCCUCAUCGACCGGGCCGCGGCCUACCUCUUCUCGAACGCGAGGGAGAGCGGCUUCUUCGCGGUGGCGUCGUUCUUCGAGGUCUACGACGAGCGCGUCUACGACCUGCUCGACGCGUCGAAGACGCCGCUGCCCGUGCGGCACAACGUGGGCACGGGCUUCUUCGUGCCGGGCCUGAGCGAGCUCGAGUGCUUCAGCCCCGACGACGUCGUCGCGGUGUUGGCCGAGGGGCGGCGGAGCCGGCGGCGCGCCGCGCACAAGCUCAACCGCGACUCGUCGCGGGGCCACGCGCUGCUGACGCUGAAGCUCGUCCACGGCCGGACGCGGGGGAAGGUGAGCUUCGUCGACCUCGCGGGCAACGAGCGGUUGAAGCGGUCCGAGGAUUCGGACGCGGCGGAGACAGGCUCGAUCAACCGGUCGCUCCACGCGCUGGGCAAGGUCAUCUCGACGCUCGCGAAGAAGGGCGACAAAGAGGACGAGGCCCACGUGCCCUACCGCGACUCGACGCUCACGAAGCUCCUCAUGGACUCGCUCGGCGGCGACGUCGUCACGCUGAUGAUCGCGUGCGUGUCCCCCGCGGAGGCCCACCUCGACGAGACGCUCUGCACGCUCCAAUACGCCUACCGCGCCAAGGGCAUCGUCAACUCGCCCGCCGUGAACCUC